This is a messenger RNA of Syngnathus typhle (broad-nosed pipefish), 4027 nucleotides long. Its product is annotated as tyrosine-protein kinase CSK-like. The coding region runs from base 1089 to 2561 and encodes 490 amino acids. Lineage: Eukaryota; Metazoa; Chordata; Actinopteri; Syngnathiformes; Syngnathidae. The record is from RefSeq and is a predicted model, not a curated record. Gene Ontology annotation, molecular function: protein binding; protein tyrosine kinase activity; ATP binding. The transcript is spliced from 13 exons. Gene Ontology annotation, biological process: protein phosphorylation; adherens junction organization; regulation of Fc receptor mediated stimulatory signaling pathway.
AUUUUACAGCGUUCUUGGGAAACGAGAUUUUGGGCUUGUCCGUUUGUAUUUACUUACGUAUAUAUUCAUUAAUUUAUUCAUCCUAAAUCACUCAUUCCCUGCUUGCCGUUUAUUGCGUCUGUCACCUCCACCAUGUGCCGAUAUGAUUUUGUUAAAGAGAAUACAACGUCUUUGAAUAACAAUCAGUGCACGUAAACAGCUAAAUGUUAAGAAAAUCGUGGCAAUGCACAGUAUUAGACGUUUAUGGUACUGACAUUCAGGGACAUCUCUGGGUUUUCUGGACUUGAGGGUAAACCACCUCCGGGAGAUGUUUGGGAUGAAAAAUAAAACAAAGGCAAAUGUAACCGCAGUGAUAAAAACACACAAAAAACUAGUUUAAGAAAACAACAGUAAAUCCCCAAAACACAUUUAAAAAUGACUCAAUACACGAGGACAUUUCCAACCAGAAUUCAUCGGUGUUGGUUGGAAGGUAGAUUCGGGUACUGGGGGGAUUUGGACUUAUAGCAAAAUGGAUAAGAAGGACAGUCCUCCCUUGAGUCCAGUGAUCAGUCAUUCUGAUGUGUGGCACAGUACACGUUUUGUGUUUUUGCUUAGUUAUUUGUUGUUUUUUUUGUCUUCAUUUCCAUUUGCUUUUCUUUUAUUUUGUUAUUAUUUUGUUUGUCUUAUGUAGUUGUGAUCAUUGGCACUCUGAGCUCUGAUUUUGUCAACAAAUGAAGGAGUGGCAGAUAUGAACGUCUGCAUUCUUCUGUCUUCCCGGACCUAGUCCGACUUGUAGUGUUAAAACAAUGUCCAACUCGUACAAGAGUUUGAUGUUGAUCAACCAGUUCAACGGCAAAAACAAGGGACGCUGCACACCAUAAAGGAGUUUCUCUCAUUAGUUGCAUACUCGGGCUCUGCAAUAUUGGUAAAAAAUAUAUGCGAUAUAUUUUGUUAUGUUAAAAAUGAUUGCAGAUUAGAAGUUUAAUUAACCUGCUCUCGGGAGAUGGAUGGGUAGAUGUAGAUGACACACAGAGAACACGACGUGUGCACCGAUGGAAAUGUUCACAAGCAGACCACGAUAUCUGUGAGGGAAUUUGGACUGUGGCAGCAUGGCAAAGACUCCGUGGCCCAAUGGUACAAAGUGUGUGGCAAGAGUCAGCUUUAAAGGCUCAUUGGAGCACCACCUCCCCUUUCAUGAAGGAGAUCUAUUAACUAUUGUUGCGACAACACAGGAUCCAGAGUGGUGUAAAGCUAAAAAUGAAGCAGGUCGUGAAGGAAGAGUUCCCACCAGCCACAUUCAGAAAUGCCGUCGGAACGUUGCACCUGUGGAAAAUCCCAACGAGCUCAAUCUUAUGCCAUGGUUUCAUGGCAAAAUGACACGGCAUCAGGCUGAGGACUUGCUCUCCCCACCGGAGAAGGGCCUAUUCUUGGUGAGAGAGAGCACCAACUAUCCAGGGGACUACACACUGUGUUUGAGCACCGACGACAGAGUGGUGCACUACCACAUUAAAUACGGCAACGGCAAGCUUUCCAUCGAUGAGGAAGUCUACUUUAGCAACCUCAUCCAGCUGGUUGAGCACUACAAAAGCAGUUCAGAUGGGCUGUGCACUUGUCUCAUCAAUCCAAAAUUGGAAGGGAAAACUGUAGCUGUCCAAAAUGAACUUUUGAGAGGUGGUUGGGUGAUGAACAGAAAGGAACUGAAGUUCCUGAAGACCAUUGGAAGAGGCGAGUUCGGAGAAGUCAAGUUGGCUGAGUACGAAAAGAAGCAAGUCGCUGUGAAGAUCUUCAAAAAUAAUCCCACAGCGCAGGCCUUUAUUGCAGAGGCCUCUGUCAUGAUGAAAUUAAGUCACACUAACUUGGUGAAGCUGCUUGGAGUGAUUACAGAGGAGGACGGCGGUUUGCUCAUUAUUACUGAAUAUAUGAGAAAGGGUACCUUGGUGGAUUACCUGCGUUCUAGAGAACGGCCGGUCCUCACUAGUGUUACGCUUAUCAAUUUUGCACUAGACGUCUGUGAGGCCAUGGUGUAUUUGGAGUCUAAUAACUUUGUGCACCGAGCCCUUGCAGCGCGUAACGUUCUCCUAUCAGAGGAGCUCAUCGCUAAAAUCACUGACUUUGGUUUGACCAAGAAGGUGUCUUCUCUUGAGCAUACCAAGCUACUGCCAGUCAAAUGGACAUCACCGGAAGCUCUCAAAGAAAAGAAAUUCUCCACCAAAUCAGAUGUUUGGAGUUUUGGUAUUUUGCUUUGGGAGAUUUACUCGUUUGGUCAAAUGCCAUACCCGAAAAUUGAAUCAAAAAAUGUGGGGCCUCUUUUGGAGAAGGGAUACCGGAUGCCUUCUCCGGACGGGUGUCCCGAAGUAAUUUACGAAAUCAUGAAUGACGGAUGCUGGCACUCGGAACCUGAAUCUCGACCAACAUUUAAAUUGUUGAAAGAGAGGCUGCAGGGCUCGAAACUAACGAUUGCCCGAUUGCCCGGGGCAAGUAGCGAUGGCAGACGGGCAAGUAGAAUUUUUUCCUCACUUGCCCGAACUUGCCCUGCCAUAAUAACAUGUUUUCAAGCUGUAAAAAGACGAUUUUGUGCAUAAUUUCUCGCAACAUCUGCCGCUUCUGGUCCGACAUUUUGUUUUCUAGGGAGCGGUUAGUUUCUCAUGUAAGUCUGCAAUACAUUGAUAACGGCAAAGCGCUUCGUAAUUAAAUGCAUGCUCUCUCACCCGUCCCUGGCUCUUCUGCGCCUGCGCACCAGCAGAGCUUGUUUCCGGUUGGCGGAUACGAAGGCAUAUGAAGGCAAAACUUAUAGUGUUGUCUUUUUUAUUGCAAAAAUGUGUCGGGCAAGUAAAAAUCCACUCCAAAAAAAUUCGGGCAAGUAAAAUUUUGUUUCGGGCAAGUAAAAUUUUCUCUAACUUGCCCGAGGGCAACUUGGGCAAAAAAUAAGCUUCGAGCCCUGGGCUGUUGGGUGUAAAAACAGAUCUCCGACAAAUUAGCACACAGCUCUGAUGAGACACUGCGUCUUCAACUUUCAUCUUGGAUUGUGGGAGGAGGAAACCUCAGUGGAUUCAUUAUUUGACCGUUUUCAUUUUAUACCAGUAGAGAUGUGUCUCUUACAGUAUAUUUUUUAACCUUGUUUAUUUUCUAAUUUGAGAAAGUUUCAUCACACUCCAUUGUGUGUUGAAUCUGAAUGCAUCAAACAAAUGAGGACUAAGUGACUUGUUGCUCAUGCAUCGUUCAAUACAUGAUAUUGAAACACAGCAAAGCCUUUAACAAUGAAUGUGAACCUGAUGUAGAGAUUUUCUGGGUCCGGGGUACCACGUAGAUGUUGAAGUUGCUGUGAGGGGGCAAAAAAAACCCCCACUGUGAGUCAAGUUUGUUUCAUUAUGUUUAGGGAGAAGCAUUUUUGAUUUGCUAGAUUACUUUGUUUUGAAGUAGAUAUUGGCAAGAAUGUCAGAAUGAAGAUGAUGAUACAUAUACAUACAUACAUUAUACAUAUAUUUAUACUUCUCAUUUCUGUAAUCUACACAGCGCAACAAAUUUUACAUGGGCUCACAUACAGUAUAUACCAUAUUGGUCCGAAUAUAAGACGACCCUGAUUAUAAGACGACCCCCUCUUUUUCAAGACUCAAGUUUGAAAAAAGCCUUUGUCUAGACCUUGAAUGUAAGACGACCGCUCCCCCUUUUUAAAUUUUAUUUCAAUGAAAAAUACCUCCUCUUAUAUUCGGGCCAAUAACCGUUUGCUAAAUGUUCUUUAUAAAGUGUUUUGUAACUAUUUUGUAGCAGCAACCUUCUGACAUAAUUGUAACAAGAUAUUUUUUCAAGCUGUGUUACAUGUGUGAAGUCGCAACAAGUAAUUAUUACAUCCGGAGAAAGGAAGAAUUGAAAAAUCCCCGAAUUAAUAUGACAUUCCUGCACGAGUGGAUGGAAAAUCAAUGUGAAGAUGCAUUGUCGUUUUGUAAUCUUAUUGGUGGUGUAAAAUGAACAGGUGUGUGCAUUUUAAAGCUGACAACAGUUUUAUUGUAUAAAGUUUUUAGAAGUUUUAAUAAAAUACAAAAACAGUAAA